Molecule: messenger RNA, 2652 nt
Organism: Branchiostoma floridae (Florida lancelet)
Lineage: Eukaryota; Metazoa; Chordata; Leptocardii; Amphioxiformes; Branchiostomatidae
Product: mucin-17-like
Exons: 18
Coding region: 249-2618 (789 amino acids)
Molecular function (GO): protein binding
Source: RefSeq, a predicted model, not a curated record
AACCCCCUACUCGAGUGCAAAGUGGUAUGGUCCCGCACGCCGCACCCACGUGACAAUACUAAGAGCACGCUUCAUCAAGUUUGUCACCUGAUCUCAUCGUCAUUGUUGUUGGGAACACCUUGCACUACAGGAAGUAGGCGGGGAACGCUGCUGUACACCAUCUCUGUCAGUAUGCUCCAGAAAAAAGAUCAGCUGCCUAGCAGGUAAGUGAACGUUUGCGCCGUGUACGACUCACAUUGGGAUGGACCAUGGCGCCCUCGCACGCUCGUCUGCGCCCCCGACCAACGCUGUGGCUCCUAACAGCAAUUUGUACAGUGGUGGCAGCACAAUCUCCGACAGGUGACAUGCUGACAGGUUGCUGUAGUGGGAGGGGGGUGCCCACCAACUGUCAGCACCUCUGCUCCAGGACAGAAGAGAUCACCUUGUUCGACUUCCUGACAUGCCAAGAUCACCUCACCUCCGUCAGUCACUGCCUUAGGGGUGGUGAGGACCGCUCUCCCUGCUGUAGAGAUAAGGGAGUGCCGGAGCUGUGUCUGGGCUUCUGCUCUGGGGACAUGCUGACCAUGGACAGCUCCCACUUCUCCUGUGUACCACAUAUCCAGGACCUCACCACAUGCAUACAGAUGCCCCCUACAGGUGAUACACAAAUGUCCACUUUACCACCAACAAUGUAUACAACAUCUGGGCCAAGAGAAAUGUCUGCUCCCAGUUCUCCCAGAAACCUGACAGCAGAAGCGGUGUCCUCAACCUCCAUCCAGCUGUCAUGGCUGCCUCCCGCAGUGUACGCAGCGGACGUGACGGAGUAUGUGGUGCGUUACCUGGCGUACGGGACCGACAUCUUUCAGCAGGUCACACAUGCUGCAGCAAAUGGAACAUCAGUUAUCCUGGACAGCUUGAGUGUGAACACCACCUACCAGUUCCAGGUGUCAGCCAGGAGUCCUAAUGGCACCAGUCUGCCUUCUGAACCUGUGGUACAAAGUACUGCAGGAGAUGUGGGCAGUGAUGGUUUGCCCGGUAGACCCAGGAAUGUACAAGCCGUACAGUUCAGCCCCCUGUCGGUACUGCUGUCAUGGGACCCACCCCAGCAGAGACCUGGCACUGUCACUGUCUACAUCAUCACCUACUGGGACACGGCGGAACUGCAGUCUCACACUGGGAUGCUGGAAAUAUCUGCAGCUGCAGCUGACAAUGCAGCUGUAGUCCACCACCUGCAGGAAGACACCACCUACCAAUUCCAGGUGGCAGCCAGAAAUCCCAACGGAACUGGACUACCUUCUGACAUUGUGCAGGCCACAACUGGAUAUGAACGUGUUCAGAACGUCAGCAUCAUGCUGGAAGCUGCCACGUUGGGGCCGUCGGAGGUGCAGCUGACAUGGUCGCGCCCUGACGUGUUCCACGUGGCUGUCGUGGCGUACACUGUACAGUACCGUUCCUCGGGAGACCAACUACAUGAGAAAAGGGUGAAUGGGAAUACUACAACACUGACAGUGGCAGGUCUCGCCCCCAGUACUGUCUACAUGUUCUCUGUCAUGGCAGCCAUUGUGACUCCUGACUUGUCUAUCGCAGUGGUGGAGUCAAACAUGGUCAAUGCCACUACUCAGGCUGAUGAGUCUGAGAUCAUGACAUCACCAAGUCCAGCAAACGUAAGCAGAACAACUCCAACCUAUCAGCCGGGGUCUAGUUCACUGUCAAUCAGGACAACUGCUACAUCUGUCCCAGAUACGCCACCAGCUCCUCACACAUCAACAGUUACAGUUUUCUCAACUAUGUCAUCACCAACACCAACUGCCAACACUCCAGCCAAAGUAGUGAGUCGGCCGACCACUCCGACUACGGUCAACCCAGCACGCCACACCACCACUGGACCUCCGUCCUCUACGCUGACCACCAGUUCCCUUCCCGUUCCGCUCGAGUCGACCACCGCAGCUGUGCAGACGGUCACCACCAAGUUGACCCCGCGGGAAAUGCCGUGCGGUGAGGGUCGUGAGGGAUACUGUCUGAACGAUGGGCACUGCUACAUGCUACAGAUGGAUUCAGGCCAUAUGUCGUAUUACUGCAAAUGCACCUCUGAUUGGAUUGGUACCAGGUGUCAGAGCCCCAACAUCAUCGGUAACACCAGACCUUCCACUGGAAAAGGGGAGCAGAAGCAGACGGUGUCCAUCGCUGUGGCCGUGUCCGUGCUACUUGUGCUGGUCAUCGUGGGAAUGGUCAUCCUCUACUACCUCAGGUCUUGUCUUAAAAAACACAAGCAAGCCCUGUCAGCUAGAGGUGACAGAGGUGGGGAGCUGGGAUCUUUCAACAACCCCAUGUAUGGGGAAGAGAAUGAACUGCAGUGCACUUUAAGCUCAGCAGGGGGCACUGCCAUUACACAGGUCUUGCAAUCUCUCAUGCAGGACUUCCACAAUUCCUUGGAUGAUGACGGGUACACUCCGUUGACCUUUGGCUCCAAGAUGGGGCCAGCGGCGUACGAGUCCCCCUUCAGCGAGGCAGACGGUGAGACCCUGGUGGACAGCAGUGGCUACGACAAUGUUGGCCUGGUGGUCCCCAGUCGUAGUAGCUCCACUCACAACUUCAACAACCCUGGGUACGGCCCUGUCAUUCAGGAGAUACAAGCAUAGUCUGGAGCUGGUAUAAAAGUACAUCUGUGAGUGG